ACCCAGGUGACUAACAAUCUAAAAUAAAAUUCGACGUUGAUAUUUAGCUUAUAAAAUCAAUUCUUUUCAUUCUACCAAAACUUAACAUACAUAGUCGUUAUCAAGAGUAACGUAUCCACGUCUUGGAUAUGGCAAUGUGGACUUUGGUUGGAUUCUAUGACUGUUAAAAGCAAUAAGUUAGAUGAUCAUUAGCAGACAGUAGCAGAUACAAUGUUGGAUUAACUGUAUCUCAAUUUACACCUUUUACCACCACAAACUUUAGAUUAUAAGACAUUUGACAACUAAAAUGGCGGUUGCAACGGCUGACACAAAGAUCCGUAAUUUGGAAAGUUCUAUCCUGUUCAUGCAGUCUGAUCAUGCAAUAACAUUAAAGGGUCUGCACGCAGAGAUACAAAAGCUUCAGAAGAAAUGCUCUGAGUACACAUUCCAGAUUGCAAUGCAAACAACUUCCUCAACUGAGUUUAAUGAAGACCACUACAUCAGACGUGUAAAAUCAUUGGAGGAAUCUCUUGUACAAAGGGAUACCAACAAAGCUGACCUUGAAAAACAAAUUGAGAAAAAGGAUAGAAAAAUUGCCAUGUUAGAACAGCAACUUAAAGCACAGGAGAAGAGACUGUGUGAUAAGCUCAAAGAGAAAGAUAUAACUGUUCAGAAACUCAACAGAGAACUUGAGAUGAAGACAGAUAAUAUUGUAGCAAUAACUCACCAGUUACAUCAGAUGAAGGUUGUCCAAAUGAGAUAUAACGAGUCACAUAGCAAAGACCAACAAGAACGAUUCUCACAUAGUCCUGCACCGCCUAAAGAUGGCGCUCCAUCAAGACGGAGAAGUAGUCUCCGGAAAAGUUCAACCACUCCUGCAGGGUUAGAUAUUCAGGAUAUCUCUGCAGGGAGGGUGUCUUCUGGGCGUAAGUUACCAGUCCCUCCAGAUCCGUCACCAUUUCUACAUCAUCCAAAACCUGAAGUGAAAGUUGAGCUCCGUCCCUCACCCCAAGUCUUGCCCCCAAUCAGGAAUAUAGAGGAGGAAUAUUUGACCCCCAGGCAGGCGUACAGUCAAACAUUUGUGCGUCACAAGUCAAACACACAGCAAAAGAAUAUCUCCCCCAUAAAUGGACUAUCUUCCAGUGACUCCCAGGAAGUUGAAACAUUAGCUGUAGAUCAGACUUCAAAACAUAAAUGGAGGGAAGAAAACUCUCAAAGUUUUGACUAUAAUUAAUUGCAGUAAAUAGUUUGAUUCAUUCUUAGCAGAAUUAUAACUUAAAAGUGGGCAGUAAGUUGACUAUGUCAACAAUGAUAACCGUAAUAUGUCAAUUCCUCAGAUUAAAGUCUAAACGGUGUCCAAAUAACAUGAUAGAUUUACUAAAUAUGACAGGAGAUUUCUAUAUAAAAGGUCGCACAUGUAUAUUGCUGAUUUUUUAAUAUGCCAUUUUAACAAAAUUAUUCUUUGAAGUCAGAACUGAGUACCAUUAAUUAAUUACUGAAUAAGUGAAAUUGUGCUUUUGAGAAAAUAAUUUUAAAUGGGCAAAUUUAAGAAGAAAAAAGAUCAAAAUAUUGUUGAAAUAUGGUACUCACACAUUCCAUUAAGUUCAGUGCUUCUUUUGUGUUAAUAUUAAACAACAGACAGAAAGCACUAUUUUCAUUGCUGUGUUUUUAGUACUUACUUUCAAAUGAAAAGGUGGCAUAUUUAGUCAACACGUUGACCAAAACUAAAUUAAUCACAUGAUCUGAAUAUUUUUGCCAACUGGUGUAACAAAUUUUGAACAAUGAUUUAAAAUGAGGAUUAUUUACUUAAAUUUAUGAUUGACCAUUUUUAUUAGGGACCAUUUUUGCACUGGAACAAUGUUCAGCUUUAUUGGCGACGAUGAAAUAUCCAUGCACAAAACUUAUCUUCCGCCAUUCUUUAUAUUCACAACAUCUAGUUAUUUUCGACAAAACAACCCGUGGACUGGAAUAAAGACACAGAGGCGACUGAUACAAUUCCGAAGAAUGCUAAUGCUCUCAGCCACCAGAGAGUGUAGUUACGCCAAUCAACAACACAACGUCUCCCCAGUCUCCUAG
Owenia fusiformis is the source of this 2055-nucleotide messenger RNA. The record is from the annotation of a GenBank genome assembly. NCBI's taxonomy places the organism in Eukaryota, Metazoa, Annelida, Polychaeta, Sabellida, Oweniidae.